UUCAAUCCUGUUUUCUAAGGCUCCUGUAAUUGUUGAGCUUGCCCAGACCCUUUCCUUAGAAAAAACAGCUUUGCAGGGAAUCAAGCUGUCGCGGACGGCAGCUUCAUACAAGAUGAUCCAUGGUCUAGGUAUUUACAUUUUCUUUCUUGUGAUGUGGGGCAGCAAGACCGGCCUCGAGACCAGGAUGCACCAAUACUGUCCCAACCUGCUCAAUGUUGAUGGGGACUCCUGUCAUCAUAUACACAAUGCGGCAAAUAAGUUCUCAGAGCGCUUUGACAGCUACUUGGAGAAACUGUUCAGUGAUCUCCAGGUUGACCAUCAGUGGAGUCCAGACCAAGUGAAGUACCUUAAGGAGAUAGCUAUGAUUCUAAAUCUCCCCGCCUCUAGCCCACAGAGGGGCUUUGUUCCUCAUCGCUGGCUGUCUGCAUAGGAUGCCAGCAUGGCAACCCAUGCCAUGAUGCCUGCGUACAAAGUCCUCUAUUAUGGCUACCUCUCCACUGCAGAUAAGGAGCUCUAUAGGGAGCCUUUGGAACUGAUGUACACCAAGUACCACAUCAAACAGGCGGCAAGAGCCAGUAUCAAGGUGGUUCAGGAGGAACUCAACAGGAAAGGCAUGACUCCACAAGGCCGUGAGAGAAAAAAGAGGGUAUGUCAGAAGCUGUGGCAUGAGGAGACGACAACAGUCCUACGGCUCAGCAUCUACAUGGGUGUGCUGGCUAUUCUCAAGGAGUAUGUCAUGAUUUUCCAGGGUAGCCAGACAUUGGUUCACAAACUUCAUGAUCGGCAGCUUGAGCUGUUCCUGGCCUUCCUGGCUUGCUUUGUGAAGGCCAAACACAUUACUCAGCUGUCUCCCAGGGCUCUGAGGGAGAUGGUCCUCGAGGAUCAUAUACUGCUGCCCUCCAAGGAGGUCUAUGUGGGAAAGGACGCUGACACGUUCAGGAGCCAGAAUCCCAAUCAUGCUCUGUUGGUGCCAUUCCUAGCAGACGUCAGGAAAGCCUACAUCACCACUGCAGUGUACCUCCAGAAGAAGCUCCCCUUGGCUAGUCCGACUCUGACAGCCCUGUCUGCUCUGGACCCUCUUCUGAGAGGCCACUCACAGGCAACCAUCCAGUUAAAUUUGUUUUUUUUGCCAUAUUACCAUGGAGAGCGCUUCAAUGGGCGCAAGCACUAUGGAACCCUAACUCUGAGGUUGUUAAGACUCUCUCAGGUUUCCUUUCCCACUUCAAAGAGGUUUUCGGCCAAGCAGCUUCAGAUCUCUCCGUCCAUGACCGACUUUUCAAUCUCAAACAAGGAAAAUCGUCUGUGA
This is a messenger RNA of Esox lucius (northern pike), 1306 nucleotides long. RefSeq lists its product as uncharacterized. Lineage: Eukaryota; Metazoa; Chordata; Actinopteri; Esociformes; Esocidae. Bases 440 to 1306 code for a protein of 288 amino acids. The record is from RefSeq and is a predicted model, not a curated record. The transcript has 7 exons.